Paramecium octaurelia is the source of this 467-nucleotide messenger RNA. The record is from the annotation of a GenBank genome assembly. NCBI's taxonomy places the organism in Eukaryota, Ciliophora, Oligohymenophorea, Peniculida, Parameciidae.
AGAACUUAAAUCGCAGGUUUAAAGAUGGGUAAAAUAAUUCUGGAGUAUUUGGAUGGAAAUCGAAUUUAUGUAUGCACAAAAUGCCAUAUACAUUUAUCAAAUUACCAGAGUAGAAUAUCGAAGGUAAGAUUAAAAAAUGAAUUCUAGAAUUUCAGAGGUGGAACUGGUUAGGCAUUCUUGUUUUAGAAGGGGUACUUUAUUUGAAUAAUAAAGUAUCAAUUAUCAUGUUGGAGCUCCUGAGGACAAGGAUUUGAUGACUGGAAAACAUACAGUGCAAGAUCUGAUUUGCAAUGGUUGUAACUAGGUGAUUGGGUGGAAAUAUGUAUUGAUGAUUGAAUUAAUUGUCAUUUAGAUCAAGGCACAUCGAGAAUCGGAGAAAUACAAGGAGGGGAAGAUAAUUAUAGAGAGACAUUACAUAAAAAGAAUUAAAUGGAACUGAAUCUAUCUAUAUAUAUAAUAUAUAUUAU